Suncus etruscus (white-toothed pygmy shrew) is the source of this 1368-nucleotide messenger RNA. RefSeq names its product RB binding protein 9, serine hydrolase (gene RBBP9). Bases 36 to 596 code for a protein of 186 amino acids. The record is from RefSeq and is a predicted model, not a curated record. Gene Ontology annotation, molecular function: hydrolase activity. The transcript has 5 exons. Lineage: Eukaryota; Metazoa; Chordata; Mammalia; Eulipotyphla; Soricidae.
GACCGGCUACUGGAGGACCCCGGCCUCUUUAUACUAUGGCUUCUCCUACCAAGGCAGUAAUUGUCCCCGGAAAUGGAGGCGGCGAUGUGGCCUCCCAUGGCUGGUACGGCUGGGUGAAAAGGGAGCUGGAGCAGAUAUCUGGUUUCCAGUGUUUGGCUAAAAACAUGCCUGAUCCAAUUACAGCUCGAGAGAGCAUCUGGUUGCCCUUCAUGGAGACAGAACUUCACUGCGAUGAAAAGACCAUCAUCAUAGGCCACAGUUCUGGGGCCAUUGCAGCCAUGAGAUAUGCAGAAACACAUCAGGUAUAUGCUAUCGUGCUAGUGUCUGCAUAUACCUCAGACUUGGGGGAUGCAAACGAGCGUGCAAGUGGGUACUUUAAUCGUCCCUGGCAGUGGGAGAAGAUCAAAGCUAAUUGCCCUCGAAUCGUGCAAUUUGGCUCUACUGAUGAUCCUUUCCUUCCCUGGAAGGAACAGCAAGAAGUGGCAGAUAAGCUGGAAGCAAAACUGCACAAAUUCACUGACCGUGGUCACUUUCAGAACACAGAGUUUCAUGAACUGAUUCAUGUGGUAAAGUCUAUGUUGAAAGUAGCUGCAUAGACAGGCUGAUUUCUGCUAUUAUGUGCCUCCAGUAAAGAUAGAGCAAUGAUCGGGUUACUGCUAGGUACUUUGAGGUGAUUACUAGACACAAAAUAGAUCAAAUUAAGUUUUUUUUUUAAACAUCUCUUAACUUUGGAACUGGAGAGAUAGUAAAGCGGGUAAGGCACUAGCCUGGCAAGCCAGGUUCUAUUCCCAACAUCCAUACAGUUUGCGAACAUUAUAUAGUUCGCAAAUGUUAUCAGGAGUGAUCUCUUGAGUGCAGAGCCAGGAGUAACCUCUGAGCAUUGCCAGAUGUAGCCCAAAACAACACAAAAAUUAAAAAUGCCUUAAAAACAAGCACAAGUUUCAGUAUUCAAAGAUUUGGGGGGGGGGGGUGUUGGGGGCCACACCCAGUGUCACUCAUGACUCUGCACUCAGAAAUUGCUCCUGGCAGGCUCGGGGGACCAUAUGGGAUAGCAGGAAUCAAACUUGAGAUUGAACCCAGGUCACCCACAUGGAAGGCAAACUCACUACCACUGUGCUAUUGUAUUGCUCCAGCCCUUCAGUGUUCAUAGUUUAAUUUACAAAGAGCAUUCCCAUUUCCUGUUGAAUCAACAUUUCCACAGAUUGCCAUAAGCUAACUAUAGCAGUAGUUUCCCAAGAGAUAGGGGGCAUAAGGAUUGCUUACCCACACAUAAGAGAAAUGAAUCCCUGGCUUCUUGACUCACAGUCCAGAUUAAAACAAAAUAGGCGUUGGCUAUAUUGUAGGAUUUGUAUUCCUCUUUGAGAAAUU